AUGAGAGCCCACGAUCAAUUACUGUCCUUACCAGAGGAAACAUGUCGGCAAAUAAGGAACUCCAUCAUUCUCACACAACUGAAAAAGUACAAUCAGACAUUUCUAAUGGAACAAAUCAAGGAACUUCAAAGAUGUUGGUGGUCGGCGAACGGCAACGCCCUGGAAGAUAUACGAUCAGAGCUUCGUGCUUGUUGCAAUGCCGGCAGCAAUCUCCUGGUAACACAAGCUAACACUCACAUUGGAGAUAAUAUUACAUACGAAACCCAAAGGGACAAACACAUUGUGGUGAAAGAAAACAUCUAUAAAAUGCUUCCCAAGGUCUCGCCCUUCCCUGAUAAGCCGCAUAGACGCUGUGCCGUGGUGGGAAAUGGGGGAAUUUUACUAAACAGCUGCUGCGGCUCGGAGAUCGACCAAGCGGACUUUGUGUUCAGGUUUAAUCUGCCACCCAUGAAUUAUUCAGGAGACAUUGGAACAAAGACAGAUCUGGUUACAGCGAACCCGAGUAUCCUGCAUAACCGUUUCUCAAGACUGAACGAGCAGAGGAAACCAUUUGUGGAUCUUGUAAAGACAUACAAACAUGCCCUGAUCCUGAUGCCAGCUUUCUCCUUUACCAGCAAUGUAGAUGUUUCCUUUAAAGUUUUUUAUACUUUACAAGAUUUUGAGUCACAGCAGAAGGUGGCUUACUUCCACCCAGACUAUCUGACGAACCUUGCGCUCUACUGGAAAAAUAAGGGUCUUAAGGCUCGUCGUUUGUCCUCUGGCCUCAUGAUUGUCAGCACAGCCUUGGAGCUCUGCGAUGAGAUCACACUCUAUGGUUUCUGGCCUUUUUCUAGAGGUACAUCUGGAAAACUGAUUCCACAUCACUAUUAUGAUAACAAAGUGCCAAAACCUGGCUUCCAUUCCAUGUCUGAUGAGUUUUUCUUCUACAACCAGAUGCAUAGCAAAGGGAUCCUGAGAUUAAAGAUCGGAACAUGUUACUGAGAUGCGACCAUGAGAAUUCAAUGAGAUUAAAUGGGACAUUUUACAUCACAAAGAUGAUUAUCACAUUGUUACAGCACUUCAAGGGUUUCUGUUUCUUUACCAAACAUGGCUACACAGAAACACAAAUACAAAAUACAUAUAUGGCAGAUCUGAUUCACCGAAUUCUCAUUUAGAACCUGAAAUAAUUAUCGAACAUUAGAUUCAUCAGAACAUACUCCUAGGAUGCCGAUGUGUCAUAUACCACUGACUCAACAAGGCUACCUACUACCUACCUAAUGAUGAUUUUUGUGCCAA
Pelobates fuscus (common spadefoot toad) is the source of this 1275-nucleotide messenger RNA. RefSeq names its product alpha-2,8-sialyltransferase 8F-like. Gene Ontology annotation, molecular function: alpha-N-acetylneuraminate alpha-2,8-sialyltransferase activity. Bases 1 to 981 code for a protein of 326 amino acids. NCBI's taxonomy places the organism in Eukaryota, Metazoa, Chordata, Amphibia, Anura, Pelobatidae. The transcript has 7 exons. The record is from RefSeq and is a predicted model, not a curated record. Gene Ontology annotation, biological process: N-glycan processing; oligosaccharide metabolic process.